AUGCCGUCCGACUCUGCAAUCCAUGCCCUCGCCGGUGCCGCUGGCGGCAUUGUCGCCAUGUCCGCGACCUACCCUCUCAUCUUCCUCUCGACGCGUGCCGCAGUAGAGACUAAGAAAGAGCAGAAGACGACGUUCGAGGCCGUGCGCGACAUCCUCAAGCGUGAGGGGUUCAUGGGGCUCUACAGCGGACUGAACUCCAGCUUGCUCGGCAUUGCUGUCACGAAUGGAGUGUACUACUACUUCUACGAGGGCUCCCGCGACCUCAUCCUCAAAGCGCGCACCGGCAGCAAGGGCCUCAGCGCGCUCGAGUCCAUGCUCGCCGGGCUCAUCGCGGGCUCCGCGACGACGGUCAUUAGCAACCCAAUCUGGGUCGUGCAGACCACCCAGGCCGUCUACUCCAUGUCCAAGACCCCCACCGCUCCCGGCCCCGACGCGUCCGCACCCGCGCCCGCCCCACGGCCGGGUAUCCUCCAGACGAUCCAGCACAUCCUCGCACAGGACGGGCUCACCGCGUUCUGGCGCGGGAUCGGGCCCGCGCUCGUGCUGGUCGUGAACCCGAUCAUCCAGUACACCGUGUUCGAGCAGCUCAAGAACUUCCUCGUCAAGGGCCGCACGGAGCGGCUGCGUGCGGGCGGCGCGAAGGGCGCCGUCGCGGUCCUGUCCGACUUGGACUACUUCCUGCUCGGCGCGCUCUCGAAGCUCGUCGCGACUGGGUCGACGUACCCGUACAUUGUCGUGAAGAACCGGCUGCAGGCGGGUCAUGCUGGCGCGCAGCACUACAAGUCCCCGCUCGAUGGUGUGAAGACCAUCGUGAAGGAGGAGGGCGUCGAGGGGCUGUAUAAGGGUGUCGGGAGCAAGCUCACGCAGAGCGUGCUCACCGCGGCGAUUCUGUUUGCGGGGCAGAAGAGGGUCUACGAGAUUGUCAAGAAGCUCGUCUUGCCCUCGAACUCCAGCAUUUCCCGCACUCGUUGA
Messenger RNA from Epithele typhae, 972 nucleotides. RefSeq names its product mitochondrial carrier. The record is from RefSeq and is a predicted model, not a curated record. Gene Ontology annotation, cellular component: peroxisomal membrane. Gene Ontology annotation, molecular function: ADP transmembrane transporter activity; coenzyme A transmembrane transporter activity; NAD transmembrane transporter activity. NCBI's taxonomy places the organism in Eukaryota, Fungi, Basidiomycota, Agaricomycetes, Polyporales, Epitheliaceae. The coding region runs from base 1 to 972 and encodes 323 amino acids. The transcript has 7 exons.